AUGGCCGAGUCACUGCUCUACAGCAUUGCCACUGGCAUAAUGGAAAGCAUCGGCUCCCAAAUUGCGAAACCUGGAGGCGCCUACGCUUCUCAAAUGAUCCAAUUGUUCUGCUGUGGCGAGGGCGAGCUCCAUAGUCUUAGGGAAACUGUCAAGACCAUCCAACUUGUGCUUCCGGAUGCCGAGAAGCAGCAAUGGCAGGACAAACGGGUCGAGCACUGGGUCGAGAGGCUCAAGGAUGUGCUGUACGAUGCACAGGACUUGUUCGAUGACAUCUCGACCGAAGACCUGAGGCGACAAGCUAUGGCUGGCAACAAGAUGAUGAAAGAGGUAUGCCUUUUCUUCUCCGAAUCAAAUCAGCUUGCGCACGGCUUCAACGUGGCUAAUCAGAUUCGGCAACUUAGGAAGAAACUGGAUGAAUUCGCAUAUAAUAAUAAUUUCAACUUUACGCUGCUUCCGAGUGAGGAAAAAAUGGUCACCGGAAGACGAAAGAAACCUGAAUUUCUCGCACCUGACACUAAAAUAAUUGGUAGGGAAGAGGACAAAGAAAAGAUCAAACAACUUUUGUUUGAUUCCUCCUCUAGCAACACUGUGUCCGUGGUUUCCAUCGUCGGUAAAGGAGGUCUUGGAAAAACCGCACUUGCACGACUAGUAUACAACGAUGGGGAGGUAAAAGGACAUUUCGGGCUUAAGAUGUGGGUUUGUGUAUCUGAUGUCUUUGAUGUGGAUCUGAUUUUCAAAGAAAUUCUUAAAUCUGCAAAAAGUGACUGUCGAGGACAUGAUGAUGAGAUGAAAAAGUUAUCAGAAGAUGUUGAGAAUAAGCCUGAAGACCAGUUGCCGAGUCUUCUUUGUGAGACUCUAUCUGGGAAGAAAUACUUGCUUGUUUUGGAUGACUUGUGGAAUGAAGUUCGGCAUAAAUGGUUCGAGCUUGGAGAAUGGCUAGAGGGUGGUUUACCGGGAAGCAAGAUACUUGUAACCACUCGCAGCCACAAAGUUGCAAAGGUCAUGGAUGAGAAAUCAGUUAUUCAUGUUCUACGUGGCCUAGCUGAAAAUGAGUCGUGGAACUUAUUCAGGAAAAUGGCUUUUGGAGAUGGGGUAGACCCAGCACUGGAGGAGAUAGGUCGAGAUAUAGUUAAAAAAUGCACAGGGGUUCCCCUUGCCAUUAGAACUAUUGGAGGCCUUUUGUACGGCAAAAAGAAAGAUGAAUGGUUCCGUUACAAAGUGCACGAAUUUCCAGAAAUACCAGAAAUUGAUGAGGUUGAUGAUGGAAUUAUGCAAGUCCUCAAUUUCAGUUACGAUCGUCUCCAGUCAUGCUUGAAACAUUGUUUUGCAUAUUGCUCAUUGUUUCCGAAAGACUAUAUCUAUCGUAAACAGGAGAUGAUACAACUUUGGGUGGCACAAGGCUUUCUUGAGUCCCACAGCAGGGAGGAUGACCUUGAAGAGGUUGCUAACAAUUACUUGGAAGAACUAUUAGGUAGGUCAUUCCUCGAUGUUAUACGCAUAAACAACAUUGGUGAGGUCAUAAAUUUCAAGAUGCAUGAUCUCAUGCAUGAUCUUGCCCAAAAAGUUGGGGGAGGUGAAUGCAAGACUGUUAAUUUUAGAGGAGGAGAUAAUGAUGAACAAUUCGACAUGCGUUUAUUUCGAGAUUUCUCUACGAAGAGAAAAUGGUGUCCAUGCUCAAAACAUCCAAAUUACGGACGUUUAUCGUAA
Syzygium oleosum is the source of this 1707-nucleotide messenger RNA. RefSeq names its product putative disease resistance protein RGA3. NCBI's taxonomy places the organism in Eukaryota, Viridiplantae, Streptophyta, Magnoliopsida, Myrtales, Myrtaceae. Gene Ontology annotation, molecular function: ADP binding. The transcript has a single exon. The record is from RefSeq and is a predicted model, not a curated record. Gene Ontology annotation, biological process: defense response to other organism. Bases 1 to 1707 code for a protein of 568 amino acids.